AUGAGAAUGAUUAAUUUAACGCGAAUCUAUCAUUUGUGGUCUGAAAUUGCAACUCUUAAACAGGGCACUGAAUUUGUAACUUCAUAUUACUCAAAACUCAAGGAUUUGUGGACUGAAUUGGAUGUGAUGAUUCCAUCGCCAGGCUGCAAUUGUGAGGAUUCAACAAUCUAUGUGAGACAUUUAAGAUCACAAAGACUUCUACAAUUCUUAAUGGGAUUGAAUGAGAGCUUUAGCAGUAUUAGAAGUAACAUUUUGUCUAGGAAACCAACAGUAACUGUGAAUGAGGCAUAUGCAGUAGCAGCACAAGAAGAAAAUAUAAGAGCAUUGGGAGUUUCAGAUAAAACAAGAGAUCCUUUAACACUCUUAGCAGGAAAAUCUCAGACAUACAAUCCUAGGCCAAAGAAAUUUGUGCCUCCUAGAACAAUAUGUGAUCACUGUGGAUUCAAAGCAACUGAAGGUUUUAGGUCUGACUUCAAACAAAAUGCACAUUUCACAAGGAAUUCUGAUGACUUCCAUGAUAAAGGAAAGCAAGCUGAAGGUCACAUGACACCACCUCAAUACCAAGAUCUGGUAGACAGGAUGCAAAGAGCAGGAACAUCAGAUUGUGUUGCUAACAUAUCAGGUAUGGCUUCUGUAAACUCAAAAACAAGCAGAGUUUAUGAAUGGAUAAUAGAUAGUGGAGCUACACACCACAUCACACCUAAUGAGGAGAUAUUGACUACCAUCAAAAGAGUACAAGGAAAUAGUAGUGAUGGAGUACAAGUUCCAACAGGAAGUAGAUGUGAUAUUAAAGGAAUUGGCAAUGCACAGGGACUCUACUAUGGCAAGGUAUUGGGGAUUGGUAAAGAGAAGGAAGGAUUGUACAUUUUGAAGAAUCAAAUACAGUCAUCAGCACAAGCUAUGGCUACUGCAAACAUGAGUAAAGAUGCAACAUUAUGGCAUUUGAGAUUAGGACAUGCUCAACUGAGUAGUUGUGCAUACAACCCUCAACAAAAUGGAAAAGUAGAGAGAAAACACAGACACAUCUUGGAAAUGGCAAGAGCUUUGAGAUUUCAAAGUUCUAUCCCAAUUCAUUUUUGGGGUGAAUGUGUUAGGAAAGCUAUGUAUUUGAUCAAUAAGCUCCCUACUGAAGUACUUGGUGGUAGGUCACCUUAUGAGAUGUUGUUCAAGAAAAUUCCUAGUCUUCAUUAUUCAAGAGUUUUUGGGUGCUUAUGUUAUGCAACUCAAUUGCCAAGAGGGGAUAAGUUUGCUCCCAGAGCUAGAAAAACAAUCCUUCUUGGUUAUUCUGAAACUCAAAAAGGUUACAGGUUGUUUGAUUUGGUUGAUAAGAAAUCAGAUUCUUUUUCCCCUCCUCUUAUUAUUUCCUCCGCUCCUUCAACUGAGUGCACUACUGUUCCUAUCCCUGAUCCUAUUAUAGAUAACACUCCUAAUAUCCUAACUGAUGAAUCACCCUCUAUACAGCCUUCAGAAGAACCUCUCCAAAUUGUUGACCAGAUUCAGUCUAGACCUUCCAGAACUACUAAACCACCUGGAUGGUUAAAUGAUCAUGUCACUUCUUCUAAAGCUAAACCACCAUCUGUCAGCUACUCAUAUCCCAAUUCUGACUCACUUCAGUAUUCACAUUUGUCCACUUCUUAUAAGGAAUAUUUGAGUUCUUUUUCUUCUCAAGUUGAGCCAAAAUCCUUGAAAGAAGCAUCUCAAGAUGCUAAAUGA
Molecule: messenger RNA, 1713 nt
Organism: Solanum lycopersicum (tomato)
Lineage: Eukaryota; Viridiplantae; Streptophyta; Magnoliopsida; Solanales; Solanaceae
Source: RefSeq, a predicted model, not a curated record